AUGUCGGACCUAGACGUUGAUCCAAACGAAUACAACAAAUUACGAAGUAUCUACAAAUACUACAUUGAUUCAUAUAUUGCGCUGCAUCAGCUGAAAACGGAUAAGGAAGAAGAAUUAAACAAGAUUUACAAAAUGAUCAAAACAUAA
Molecule: messenger RNA, 147 nt
Organism: Trichomonas vaginalis G3
Lineage: Eukaryota; Parabasalia; Trichomonadida; Trichomonadidae
Product: spectrin binding
Exons: 1
Coding region: 1-147 (48 amino acids)
Source: RefSeq, a predicted model, not a curated record